This is a messenger RNA of Pangasianodon hypophthalmus (striped catfish), 2695 nucleotides long. RefSeq names its product lysophosphatidic acid receptor 6-like. The transcript has a single exon. The coding region runs from base 1623 to 2495 and encodes 290 amino acids. Gene Ontology annotation, molecular function: G protein-coupled receptor activity. NCBI's taxonomy places the organism in Eukaryota, Metazoa, Chordata, Actinopteri, Siluriformes, Pangasiidae. The record is from RefSeq and is a predicted model, not a curated record. Gene Ontology annotation, biological process: positive regulation of Rho protein signal transduction; phospholipase C-activating G protein-coupled receptor signaling pathway. Gene Ontology annotation, cellular component: membrane.
CAAUGUCAAAAAUACCAGAGAUCAAAGUCAGCAAACAGAGAUCCGUGUGUACAAGGUCAUCAUACACACACACAAUCACGAUCCAAAAACACAGCUCAGACCUUACACAGUUGCAAGCAAAUGCUAGAGUUUCACACCACAGCUAAAGUCCAUGUGCCUUGUAUACCUGUUACCCAGGAAAUUAGCUGGGUAACCAAAGAAGUCAGUCAAAAUUUAGGGAAGGGUGCCCUCUGGCGCUCUGGAGGGGAAUUGCCUGGACUGGAUGUCACAGACAUCUUCAUGAGCAGCCUGGUUAUUAUCUGACUUUCACAGCUCAGAUCCCAUUCUGUGUGGCUAAUUUAAUGGUAUGGAAAAUAAAGGGAGCUAAACAUUGUUUUAGAAUUUAUCUAUAGGUUAAGCCUCACUGGUAGAUCUCUGUUUAUGGCUUGCAUUUGUUGGGACUGUUUGGUUUACGUUGCAGUGGUUUACCCCAUUGUGCAAAUUAGUAAGAAACUCAUUGCAGUUAAAAAGGCAAUUACAAUAACAAUAUUUCACUAUAGCUGCUGGUGGAUAGGUUAUAUGCACUAUACACUGGUUAAUUACAACAUGACAUAAUCUACAGGUUAAGCCUAAAUUCUAGACCUCUCCUUAUGGCUUGUAUUUUGUGGGGAAUGCCACCCCAUAGUGUAGAAAAUCAGCAAGAAACACAUGGUAGUUAAGAAGGCAAUCACAAUAACAACCUGUUAUUCACCAUAGCAUUUAAUAGUGGCACUACCAGUAAUCGCCUUCUAUGAUGUUUCCAUACUUCAAGCCUUGAGAAAACCAGAUCCAACAAGAAAGAAUAACAUCAAUCCACAGGGAAAAAAACAAGAUCUUCACACUACUAUAACAGCAACAUCCACCAAUGAAUGUGUCAGGGAUGUGAUGCAGCCUAGUGGGAAGCAGAUUUACUGUUACCACCCAGAAUUUGAAUAUUUUCCAAUAACAACCCAAUUGUUUUAUUCCCCUUAUACCAGAGCAAUUCGCCAAUGAUUACAUUUUUUUUAUUAAUGAAUGAUACAUUGUACUUUUUAACUCAUUUAUAGUUACAUUUAAUGUAAACAAUUGUAUUGUAUCCAUGCUUGCUAGCAAGCAAGCUAAUGUUUGAGAAGCCUUUUUUAUUGUAUAAUUAAAACAGAUCAGGUUUACUAGCGCACUAGUUGUAACAGUUGUUCCCCUUUAUUUACAAAUAGUUUAUAAUAUUUAUAAUAUUUAUUAAUAGUAGUCAGAGGAUUCACUAUCUUCAGCCAUCAUGCCAUAUGUCAUAACAAUAAAAAAGGAAAUAAAAUGCAGUUAGUGAAGGAGUGAAUGUAUGAAUUAAACAUGGGUUUCCCAAUUCCUGCAGAUUGGCCCAUCCCUUGUAUAUUAUGAUCAUACUAUAGCUUUGCAUAUUCAAAAUGUGAACAUGAUUUAAAUAAGAUCACAAAAAAAAAAAAACUUGAUUUUUUUCCCCCUCUGUACCUGAACAUAGCAGGACAUGCAGAUUGUGCCUUUUUUCCCCAUAGUUUAUAGCAAAAGCUAAAUUUGUGAUUGUGUGCUUGGAAUUGCUUUUAAUAUUUUAUUGCUUUCUCCAUCAAUCAGAGAUAAACAUCCACAACUCAGAAAUGGCAGAAAAUGAAAAGUUUUUAUCAUCUUCAAACAGCACUCAGGCAGGGGACUGGAACUACUACAACUGGUGCACAGAUUACCCCACUGCCCCUGUUAUCUGGUCAGCAGUAUCUGGAAUCUGUUUCCUCUUGGGAUUUCCAGCCAGUCUGUGGGUCCUACACGAGCUCCUCCAGAGGCAAAGACAAAGAUUCACCAGUGACAUCUUCAUGCUCAGCCUGGCAGUUAUUGAUCUGACUUUCACAGCUCAUAUCCCAUUCUGUGUUUGUAAUUUCAUGAUAUGGCAUAUUAAGGAGCUACAAAAUAUUUUUCUCGUUAUCUACAGCUUUAGCCUGAAUAGUAGACCUCUGUUUAUGGCUUGCAUUUGUUGGGACUGUUAUGUCGCUGUGGUUUACCCCAUAGUGUACAAAACCAGUAAGAACCUCAUUGGAGUUAAGAAGGCAAUCACAAUUACAAUCUGUUUCUCUGCAGCAGUUUGUGGACUGGUUGUGUGCAAUGUAAUAUGGUUGAUUACAACUCCUUUAAUGGCAAUUCCUUUAAUCAUGGCACUACCAGUUAUUGCCUUCUGUGAUAUUUCCAUACUUCUAGCCUUGAGAAAACCAGAUCCAACAGGAAAGAACAACAUCCAUCCACAGAAGAAACAAGCUCUUCAAACCAUCUCUAACAGCUUCAUCAUGACAUUCGUUGUCUAUCUGCCACCAUUGAUCGUUUUCUUAUUCGGAAAGCUGAUGUUGCUUGGAGAAACAGAAACCUUUUGUUGUUCAGCCCCAUAUGGAUUUAGUUUUUCGACAGCUGGAUGUUUCAUUAUGCCUGUUCUGUAUCUGGUCAAUGUAGGUAAGCUAGAUACUGUUAAAAACUGGUGGAAGAAAUGAACUCUCGUCUACAAUAAUGACCAGUGAUGUCUAGAGCUCAUUGAGUGUCAUUGUUUUGAUUUAGUUUUCUUUUUAAAUUUUUAAAGUACUUUUCCAAAGUUCUUGUAGAAUUGAGUAGUUCUUCUUCAAUAUUCUGUUUCUUUAAGUUCCUGAAAUGAACCAUAAAUUUACUUAGUAUAUAUAAGUAAAUAUUUAGUAUU